Messenger RNA from Babesia microti strain RI, 1224 nucleotides. RefSeq lists its product as hypothetical. NCBI's taxonomy places the organism in Eukaryota, Apicomplexa, Aconoidasida, Piroplasmida, Babesiidae. Bases 1 to 1224 code for a protein of 407 amino acids. The record is from RefSeq and is a predicted model, not a curated record. The transcript has 3 exons.
AUGAAAGACGAAUUUAAACGGAACGAAUUGUUAUGCUCUUCUAAAUUUUAUAAGCAGGGCAAAGAUAAACUGCCUAAAAUGAAGCAAGAUUUUUCCAAGGUCAAUGCUAACGAGGUUGCUUCAAAAGACCUUACAGCUUCAGAAGUCAGAGAGAUGUUGUACAUUCACAAUCAUUCUAAUGAUUGUGAUCGUUCAAUGUUGCAUCAACUAAUAUACUCCAAUAAUGCCAUAAAUGAGUUCAAUGGUGACAAUGUUUUUGAUAUAAUAUCAAAAACAAAAAAAAUUAAUGUAAAGAAUGAUUACUUUUUUUAUGGCUAUACAAGUGGGUUGGAUUGUUCAAUAGACAAGAUGACCAUUUCUAGUGUAUUGGAUAAUCGAAUUGAAGUUGAGUAUACAAAACCUUCUUCAAAUCAUGAGUUUCUAAUAGCAGAUUACCUGAGAAACAAACGACCAAGUGGGAAAAUACCGACGGAAAUGUUUGUCGAAUGCGAAAGCGACAGCGACGAAGAUAAGCCUACACCAGAUGUUUUCAACAUAAUUGGGACGAUCAAAGUUUCAAAUAUUAAACAACAAAAUACACAAAGUACAGGCAAGUUACUUGUCACUGGCAUUGACAAGUUUGGUAGGGAAAUUCAAGCUUUUUUAUCGCAACAAAGUGAUGGUAAUUGUUACAUUUGCAAGUUUACAGGCACUAGUACAGUAGAAUUAUGUAAUGGAGUGGAAUAUUUUGGGCAAAUAACAUUUAACGAUAUAUAUCAUGCUAUGUCACUUGAAAAAUCCUUCCACAAAUUACUUUUGGAGACUGGAGAAUUCAAGUUUCAACUCAUCCUCAAAUUUGCUAGAUUCGUAUUAGCAGCAAAACUGUUACGAUCGCCUGAUUCAGCCGACCAAAUCACACAACUGCAAAAGAUCACUUCAAAUAUCAUUUGGUCCUGUGCUUGGCAAAACUGGGAAUAUGCAGGGCCAAAUCUCUUAACAGAUCUAUCAGCGGCAACCGCAUUGGAAACUCCCAUUGACCAAUUGCUAGAACAAGGAAGGGAACUUGAAGCACCACCCAUACUAAUUGAAUCGAUGAGGAAUAUGAUACAAAUGUUGGAUACAGAGAGCUGUGAUGAAAAGCAUUCGCUCAAGAUUCUUGAUAUUUACAAAACCCAGAUAUUGCCCGCGUUCAACGAAUGGUACCAAGGAAUAAGACUGUACAGCACAAAGGGCAUGGGUGGGUAA